UGUAGAUUUACAUUAAUUUAUUGCAGUAACAUUUAUAUAAUUUUUUAACAAUAUCAUGGCAAAAAUAGUUGAUGCAUAUUUAAGUAUUUUUUAAGCAUUUGAACAUUCCAAUAGGGAUUCCAAUAUGGAGUUAACACGCCGAAAAGGAACUGUCAAUAAAGGCCAUGAUUUUGAGUUUGACGUAAUCACAUAUCUGGUUUUAAGUGGCCUACAAGAAGGAUGGAAAAACUUCCACAUUUACACAAAUGUUGAUCAAUUUGGAGCAUUUGACGAUAUAAUAAUGCAUAUUGAAAAGGACAAUUUUAAAAACAAGCUAUUUUUUAUACAAUUGAAAUCGAAAAAUGGACAAGUACUCGCAGACUCACUUUCAAGGACUAAUGGAGAUUUUAGUAUACCAAAAUAUGAAGAAUGUUUCAAAGAUAUAAUAUUAAAAACCAACAACCAGGAAUUAAUAUUGAAUAAUCACACUUUUAGUAUGAACGAAAUUUAUUGUAUACUAUUUACAAAUGCUGAGUGUUUAUAUGAAAAGCUCCAAAAAUUUAAAUUGGUCCACAGUAACUGUUGUAUCGAUAAAACUUUUUUUAAUAUGGGAGGAGAUAUGGAUACUUUUUGUAUACAAAAUACUGAAAAUGUAUUUUUAGAAAAAUUUUCAAUUUUUUCUAAACAAAAUCAGGGCGAACAAAUAGAUAAACUUGUGUAUUCAAAGUUUUACUUAAAAAAUUAUUUGGGAACAAAAAGUAAAAUUAAAGAUUGGGCAACAAACAAAAAAGUUACACCUUUUAGCUUGUUGAAUGCUGUGCAACUUUUUUUGGAAGACGUAGUUUAUAUCAAGCCACACGAAACAGUUAAAACUAAUAACAUAGAUGUAAUACUGGAAACUAUAAGGGAAUUUAAUUUUACCUUAAUAAAAACUGAUAAAGCAUUGGGCAUACUGUGGAAUGGAAUUGCUAACUUUAUUAUAAAUAAAUUUGAUCUUCAGGAUGUUAGCCCUGAAAAUGAGUCAUUAUCGUUUCGUGAUUUAGAAAAAAUAAAAAAUGCCAAUAUUAUAAAAAUAGGCGAAUCUAUUAAUUUCACUCAGUUAUUGAUACGUUGUUGGUACCUGGAAAUAAUUCCAAUUAUAAUUAAAAUAGAUAACGAUAUCUUUUCGCAAUUUGAUAAAUUUAUUAAAAACUUUAUUUGUAUAGCUAAGCACCGACCACUUAUAAUUUUUAGUAAUCAAAGUUCAAACAAUAUCAAAGAAAUAUCUAAAAAGAUAAAUUCUGAUUCACUGUUUAAUUUUUCAAAUUUAACAAAAUCACAAUUAUCAAAAAAUUGUAAUUUAAUUCAAAUAGGUUUUCAAAAUAAAGGGUUAAUUAACUUUGGUAAAUUAAAAAAGGUUUAUAUUAAGGAAUCCAAAAUAUGUCCAGAUUUGUAUGUAGAGUUACUAAGUGAAACCAUAAAUUUUGGAACUUUAGUUAAUUGCGACUUUUACAUAAAUCGAAAAAUAUAUCAGCCCCUAUUAAUUAGAAGCGUUUUAGAAAAUUCAGAUGCUGAGUUUAUAAUAUAUGAUUAUAAAAAAAAAUUUAGAAAUACACUAACUUCAUCUUUAAUACGUCAUAUUAAAGCAAGACCCAGUAAAAAGGAUAGAAUUCGUUUUGAGGGAAAAUUAAAUACACGGGCAAAAUCUAUUCAUGUAUUAAAAUAUAUAAAUUUGCAUAAUACAGAUUUUUAUUACUUUGAAUGGAUGUACUCUAUUGGGGAUGUUGAAGAAAUUUCACAUUAUAGAAUAAAUUUAAAACCUUAUUAUUUAAAAGAUUUCAAAGUUUUUGGUCAUUUUAAAAAUCAAAUUAACGUAAUAUAUGACCAAUCAGGGAUGGGUAAAACAAUGUUUUUACAAUUUUUGCAAAAAACAUUACAAAAAAUGUAUGUAAUUUACUUAAAUCUAGAUGAAAUUAAAACACAAUUAAAAAUCGACAAUUUUUUAAAAUGCAUUGUUAAAAAUGAAGUACAAAAAAAAACAUAUUUAAAAAGAUUUAAACAUUUUUAUGAACAUUUCUUAUACAGCAUGAACUACCAGGGUUGUUUAGUAUGUUGUUUAGAUGUAGAUAAUGAAAUUCCUUACUUAACAGUUAAAGCCAUACAAAUAUCAAAAUUAAAAACAUGGAUAUCCACCAAACAUUUUAACUCCGAGGUAUUAAAUCGACUCUCAAUAUUACCGGUAUCCUUAUCUGAAUUUAGUAAACGAGAACAAACUAGUUUUAUUGGAAAAAUGAUAAAUGAUAGCAAUAAAACAACGCAAAUAAAACAUUACAUAAACUGUUUUGUAAAUUAUUUUAAUGGCACUCCUGAGCAUGUAAUGAUGUUGGUUGAAAUGAUUAAAAAUUUAAGUAUUCAAAAUAAUAAUUUUUUAGAUAUUAUAGACGAAUAUAUCAAGAAAAAAUUAGAAAAAAUAGUUGAAUCCAAUGCUGUGGAUCACUUAAAAUAUCAAUUGGCUCGUUAUUCCUAUAGUCAAAAGUUUAAAGAAAAUCAAAUAUAUGAAUUUAAAGAGUUAAUUACGUAUUUUAUAAAAUAUUGGGGAACAGUUGACAAUAAACAUUCUAUUUUAAAUCUAAAUCUAACAAAUGUGCCGUUUAUUAACUUUUAUGUUGGUGAAUUUUUGUGUGCAGAUUUUCUGAUUAAACAGAUUAGAGAAAACAUUGAUUCAAUAACAUACCAAAACCUAAUGGAAAAAGGGUCACAAAAUAUUAGAUAUAUUUUCGAUCUUGUAGCGGCCAAAGAUUGCGACUUGCUUACAGCUUUUUUAAAAUCAGAUAGUAAAGGUAUAAGAAAAUAUAAAAAGAAUAUAACACAAACCGAUAUAUUUGGAAGGACAUUUAUGCAUAUUGUAGCUCUUCACCAAAAUAUUUUUUUGGACUUUAAGAGUAACUGUAAAAUUAUAAUUAAAAUUUUACUAAAGUGCCCAGCCGAUAAGGACAAAUUUAAAUUUGAUGCAUUUGAUUAUGCAAUAAAAUUAAAAUCUUAUGGAGUUUUAGAUAUUUUAUGCAAAAGAUUUUCAAUUAAAUUACCUUUGUCAGAAGAUACAUUAUCAGAAAUGCUGAUAGUAUCACUGCGACAAAAUUAUAUUAAUAUUGUUAAAGGAAUGCUUAAGAAAAAUAUUUUAAACCUACAGAUAAAGGGAGAAACUCCUCUUAUAAUUGCAACAAGAUUAUCAUGUUUAGAAAUUGUUCAAAUUUUGUUGAGCAAUGGAGCUGAUCCAAACACUGUAAACCUGGACGGACAAACUCCCCUUAUGAUUGCAACAGGAUUAUCACGUUUAGAAAUUGUUAACAUUUUGUUGGGCAACGGAGCUAAUCCAAAUAUAAGGGAUAACCAGGGCAAAACUGCCAUUUUUCAUUGGUGUGACGUUCAAAUGACAAAAACUAGCUAUACAAUUUUUAAACUAUUGCUAAAACAUAAUGCCGAUUUAGAUAUUUAUGAUAAAAGUGUGAUGACGCCUUUAAAGUAUUGUUCAGAAAUUAAAAACUAUGAUAAGGUUGAAGCCUUGCUGCGGCUUGAUAAAGGCAGGGACAAACCGCCCAAUGGGCAAAAUGACCAAUUGCCCGAAAUUAUAAACAAUAAAAAGAUUGAUGGGGAUGGACAUAAUGCGCAAUUGUCCUGUCAGAGCAGGCCUUUUCAGCGCCCGAAGCAAAAUAGAAAAAGGCUCUAUAUCUUGCUAUUGUUUAUUUUUUUGGUUGUGAUUUAUCAGCUCAAUUUUAAAUGAAAUAAUUUUCAAUACAUUCCAACAGACAUGCACAAAAUAAAGAUUUAUAAAAACGUAUCUAAAAUAUUGAACGUCUUAUAAUAGUUAUUUAUAUCAUAAGGCUGAGAAGGGAGUAAGUUUAAAUGCCGACGCAUAGCGGAGGCCUACAAUUGAGCGAAGCACAAAAAUACACUUCUUAGCUGCAUGGCAUACAAGAUCUUAAAAGCAUAAUUUUAUUUGUCAAACAAUACAAUUAUAAUAGCUAUUAAAAGAAGAAAGUGAUGUUAGUUUAGAUCUGACAGUAGUUUGAUUGGUCGAAAAGGGUUUUUACCCAUAAAAACUUUACCUGAUUGCUCUAAAUUAUUUCUACAGCCUAGGAGGUUUUUUGAUUAAAGAUAAUAGUAUAUUAAAAUAGAAGUAUAUAAUUUUUUCGUUUUUGGAUUUUAUUUAGUAUUAUUUUAAAUUUUUUGUGAUCUUCCUUACUUGGAGAUUUUUCUCGCAAAAUAUGUGAGUUGGUAACACUAAGCUACUAACUAACUGACUGGAGGAUUUUAUUUACUAUUGUCAAAGUUUUUAAAUGUUUUAGUGAUAUUUUUAAACAAUUUGCUCAUUCGAAACAAGAAUGACACAACUCAAAAUCACAGUUUUUGAGAAAACGCAUUUUAAAUGUCUUAUUACUGUUUUCCAUUUACCAAGCCCUGUAAAUACCUAUAAAAGCUGGGCUCAAAUAUUUUGUUGUUUAGGCAUACUCUCUAAAAAACAGUAAUAAAAAAUUUAAAAUGUGUUUUCUCAAAAACUGUGAUUUUUGAGUUGUGUCAUUGUUGUUCCGAAAAGAUACACAAUAAUUAUUAUUGUGUAUCUUCUAGUGAUGUAAAAUAUCACAAGAGGUUAGGCUCAUUUAUUUGUUAACGUUUGGAAAGUUCCAACACUUAAAAACUAAAUAUCACCAAAAAUCGUUUAAGUAUGACCAUUCUUCGACGAUUUCACGUGAGAAAAUAUAACAUUCUUACUCCAAAAUCUAGAAACACUUUUUUAUUUGAAAUCGAAUUUUAGUUGACAUUAAUAUUUUUUAUUCUACACCGCAAAUUUUGAUUGAACUAUUAGUGAGAUUGUUGUUUUUUUAAAUAUAUUUUGUAGAAUAAUAAAAUUUAUACUUUGAUAAGUGCUUAAAACACAGAUAAGAGCUGUGUUGUGCAGGUAUUUUGCUACCUUCUUUUCGACCCUUACAAGCUCUUUCUUAUUCCACAUACAUAUAUAUAUAGUCAC
This is a messenger RNA of Brassicogethes aeneus, 4984 nucleotides long. NCBI's taxonomy places the organism in Eukaryota, Metazoa, Arthropoda, Insecta, Coleoptera, Nitidulidae. The record is from the annotation of a GenBank genome assembly.